AUGUCGCUGAUGCUGUGCGUGCCCAGUGUAUUGGAACCGAGAAGCACAUUACCCAGGAGGGCGGUCGCAAACUCAGCGAUGCGAAGGAGGCAGCCGACGCGUCGGGGGACCAGAAGGCGCUGCAGGGGUUUCAAAUGGGCGCGCCUGCGCGCCUGGAUCGCCCUGUGCAUGGCCGUCGUCGGCGAUCCGACCACCGAAGGCGGCACGAAACAGACGUUGAAGGUAUACAAGACAGGCGUCAAGUCGGUGGCGCAGCUGGCGACCAGCGCGCUGGCGUGCCAGCUGAAGAAAACCUUCAACCAGAAUGGAUUGAACACGGAUAUGUAG
This is a messenger RNA of Prorocentrum cordatum, 327 nucleotides long. Lineage: Eukaryota; Dinophyceae; Prorocentrales; Prorocentraceae. The record is from the annotation of a GenBank genome assembly.